AUGACGUUCGAACGAAAAUACCGAUAUAUUUGGGACACAAAGCAACUGAAGCAGCAGAUCGAACAAGAUCCGCGACUGACGACACGUGCUUUAGCAGGGCUGCUCAAGUGUUCUUAUAUCACGGUAGAAAAAUAUUUGGCUGAUCUUGGCAAGAGUUGGAAAUAUGGGUUAUGGAUUCCACACGAAUUAUCGUCGUAUCGGCUUCAGUCAAGUGUGGACACAUGUAUGGAUUUAAUCAACAAUGGCUGUAUACGCAAUCUUGUCACUGGAGAUGAGAAUUACACAAUCACAGCUGAUCUCUACUAUGAACAACUGGAUCGUGUUGUCCAAGAACUCAAAGGAAAACGAGCUCGAAUGUACUUCCUUCACGACAAUGCGAGACCACAUGUGGCAAAUUUAUCAAUUGAAGCUAAUCCUCAAAUUUGCGAUGGAUUAUUACAAUACGACAAAUGUUCAACCAAUCCAUCGUGCCUUUGUCUUCAUUCUGUCUCUUCUAAUGCAACUGGUAUCUGUGCACUUCAAAGUGCCACUUGUUCAGAACUUGUUUCAUGUGUAUUAAACACUUCUCUGUGUUCUCAACCAAGCCAUAUUUGUGUUCAACACCCUCAAUGCCAAAAUCAACCUGUAUGUUAUCCGUUAUCAAUGGCAACCAAUCAACUCUGUCCACCAGUUGUUGAUAAAAUAUGUUCAACAGCGACAUGGUCAAAACAUGGAAUCACGGUUGCUGGUGGACACGGUUUCGGAAGAGAUUUGCACCAACUGGCCGAUCCAUAUGGAAUAUUUCUCGAUGAGAACGAUGCGAUUUACAUUGCCGAUCGUUCUAAUUUUCGUGUGAUUAAAUGGGAACAAAAUUCCACAAUUGGUCAAUGGACCGCGGGUCUAAAAGUAGAUGGAGAUGCUACUCAUGACCUUCCAUUGAAUAUGCCACAAGAUAUCGUUGUGGAUAAGAAUGGUACAAUUUAUAUUAGUGAUGGAGGAAAUUAUCGAGUUGUUCGAUGGUAUCGAGGCGCAGAUAAAGGUGAAAUUCUUGUUGAUCGUGUGCAAGUGGUUGGCAUCGGACAAGAUAAUCAAGGAUUUGUUUAUGUUUCGGAAUACGCUGCUGGUCAAAUAACCAAAUGGAACUUUGAUGAGGAUGAGUUCGAUGGGCAAAUUGUUGCAACAAAUUUACCCUUAUCGACUUUUAUUUAUAUUGAUGGAAAACGAUCGAUUUAUUCUGCUGGAAUGAGUGCAAAUCGAAUAGCUAAAGUGGUUGAAGACGCUGAUGAGCCAAUUCUUGUUGCUGGACCAUCAGGUGUUGCAGGUGAUGAGUUUGAUCAACUUAACAGUCCAACAGGUGUUUAUGCAGAUGAACAAGAAACAGUUUAUAUCGCUGAUACGAAGAAUCAUCGAGUAAUGCGUUGGUUGAAAGGUGCGACAAGUGGAACAUUGAUUGCCGGUGGAAACGGUGGAGGUUCAUCAUCAGAUCAAUUGAAUUACCCUUCUGAUGUAUUUCUUGAUCGAGAGGGAAAUCUGUAUGUUACUGAUACAUUAAAUAAUCGAGUUCAGAAGUUCUUAGUUGAUAAAAGCUCUUGUCAAAAGAAAAAAUAA
Molecule: messenger RNA, 1587 nt
Organism: Adineta ricciae
Lineage: Eukaryota; Metazoa; Rotifera; Eurotatoria; Adinetida; Adinetidae
Source: the annotation of a GenBank genome assembly